CGGGCACUGGUGCUCCUGCUUCCCCUGCUCGUGGUGGCCCCGUCCUGCACGAUCCAGAGGCAUUUGCACUCAAGUCCCACGUUGAUGAGUCCCACAACAAAGUCAUGGCAGCCAUUGCAGCGGUCCAGGCCAAUGUUCAAGUGCUGUCGACUGCGAUGUCUACCCGCGCCGAGGCAGUUGACAAGCAGGUGGAGCUACGCAUGCGGAAGGCUGAAACCCAGAUCAAAAAUCAUGAAGAUCGCAUCGGCUCACUUGAGAAGCAGAUUCACUACCUUAUGGAACAGCUACGCUGCGUCAAGUCUGAAGAGCCAGUGGCACCGGCUGCUCCUGCUGGAUUCACCAGACCUCCGAAUGCCACGAUCUUGGUUGUACGUUCUAAAGAAUUGGUUUCUGCCGAGGCCGUGCGUGCGGCUGUCGCGCCUUGGCUGGCGGACUCCAACCUGGACGUUGAAGACUGGGAGAUCACUACUUCAGCCACGACACCGACGAGCAAGAGACACAUCAUUCAUAUCACAGGCAGCGCAGCAUGGGCAGCGAGAUCAGUCCGACAGGCCCUCGGUACGCUCCGCAACAGAGACGGCAGCUGGAGGAAGUUUGUGGUCAAGACGCCGCUUGGCCAGGACACCGACAUCUUUAUCAGUGCUGAUAAGAACCAAUUUCAAGUCCGACGCGAACUCGGAUGCAAGCUCAUCCGCAGGGAGUUCGAGACAGUGUACCCCGACAGGCGCUUCUUCGUGUGGCACCUCCCGAAGCUGCAGGCCCAGCAGAUCGACAAGUCUCGCCUCGAGCACCGCGUGCUGGCGCUCUUCCAGGCGCAGCGCGAAGAUGAGGGCGGGUGGUCUCUUUAA
Molecule: messenger RNA, 848 nt
Organism: Prorocentrum cordatum
Lineage: Eukaryota; Dinophyceae; Prorocentrales; Prorocentraceae
Source: the annotation of a GenBank genome assembly